This is a messenger RNA of Cyprinodon tularosa, 1180 nucleotides long. It is a transcript of the gene slc10a1, whose product is annotated as solute carrier family 10 member 1. Gene Ontology annotation, cellular component: membrane. Gene Ontology annotation, molecular function: bile acid:sodium symporter activity. The record is from RefSeq and is a predicted model, not a curated record. Gene Ontology annotation, biological process: bile acid and bile salt transport. NCBI's taxonomy places the organism in Eukaryota, Metazoa, Chordata, Actinopteri, Cyprinodontiformes, Cyprinodontidae.
AGGAUGAUCUUGACAUGGACAACAAAGAGAAUCAGUUUCCUGGCUCAGACUUUAAUCAAAAUGAUGGCUUCACAUCCAACCUGACAGCUGCCAACACCAGCUUGCUGUACCCAUAUCUUCUGUCACCAGUGAUGGACAAAACCAUCAAUAUACUAAUGAUCAUCGUGCUGUUCAUCACCAUGGUUUCACUGGGAUGCACCAUGGAGGUGACCAAGAUCAAGGACCACAUACUGAAACCUAAAGGUGUGGCCAUUGCAGUUCUUUCCCAGUACGGCAUCAUGCCUCUCACAGCUUUUUGCUUGGCCAAGGGUUUCCAGCUGCCUGAAACCACAGCUGUGGUGAUUCUGAUCUGUGGCUGCUGUCCUGGAGGAGCCCUCUCCAACAUCUUGGCACUCGCUCUCAGGGGAGACAUGAACCUCAGCAUUGUGAUGACCUCCUUCUCCACGCUGAUGGCUCUGGGAAUGAUGCCUCUGAUGCUUUACCUGUACUGCCAGGGCUUCUCCAACCUCCAGAAAGCAGUGCCCUAUGUGGACAUCAUUAUAUCCUUGGUCCUGAUUCUGGUGCCAUGCGGCUUCGGCAUCCUAAUCAACUACUUCCGGCCAAAGUAUUCAAGGAUAAUCACAAAGGUGGGCCUGGGCGUUUUAAUGAUUUCCAUUGUUGUGAUUGGCAUCAUCUCCAGCGUUGAAAUCGGAGGCUCCCUCCUUAAUGUCCUCUCGCCUCCUCUCAUGUCCAUCGGUGCCCUCAUGCCUCUUAUUGGCUACUCUUUUGGUUACAUCAUCUCCUCUAUCUUCAGACUCAACCAGCGAGAGCGAAGGACGGUUGCUAUGGAAACUGGCUGUCAGAACAUCCAACUGUGUGCCACCAUACUGAAGGUAGCCUUUCCCCCAGCUGUGAUUGGCCCCAUGUACCUGUUCCCCCUGGUCUACGCAACCUUCCAGCUGACUGAGGCAGCAGUGCUGAUCCUUGUGUUCAGGUGUUACCAACGGUUUGCAAGAAAUAAAAAAGACAAUUACCAGCAGACAUUGACAGGAAAGCUAAAGGAUUUAUCAGAAGAGACGGCCUGAUCGAGGCACUGAUGCCAUUACACAUUCUAAACUGUAAAACAAGUGGAGUAAGGUUUUGUAAAUGUCAUAGUACACUAAUAAAGAUGAUUCAGGGUUUAAUAAAAUUGUUUUAUUCA